CUUAGCUACCCGGCGUUUGACGUUUCUCCAUCUGUCUGUCAUAUUACUGGAAAUCGAAGAAAAUUGGUCGCAAACUUCGUGAAAAUGUCUCAUAUUGAAACCAAGGCGCAUCAAUUGAUGCAGGAAGCUGAGAAGAAGCUGAGUUCUGGAGGAUUCUUCAGGAACCUGUUCACAAAGUCCUCAGAGCGGAUAGAAGAAUCGAUAGAGUACUAUAUGCGGGCAGCUAACUUAUUCAAGAUGUCGAAGAACUGGAGUCAGGCUGGACAUGCGUUUGAAGAUGCCGCAGAUCAGUGCUUGAGAAACAACAAUGAAGCUGAAGCUGCGAUCAACUAUGUUGAAGCAGCAGUGUGCUUCAAAAAGUGCGACGUGGUCAAAGCGAUUGAUCUGUACACGAAGGCUAUCGAGUUGUACCAGGAGAGAGGCAAGUUUUUAAUGGCGGCAAAAAUUCAUCAAAACAUCGCCGAAUUAAUGGAAGAUGAUUACGAUUUGAAUGAAGCUAUUCAACAUUACGAAAAAGCUGCGGAUCUUUUCAAGCAAGAAUGCAAUUUUUCCUCUGCCAAUAAGUGCCUUGUGAAAGUUGCAGAAUAUGCCGCUUUGGAAAAAGAUUACGACAAGGCAAUCAACAUAUUUCAAGAAAUCGCGUGUUUUGACUUGGCCAGCUCUUUGAUGAAAUACAGCGCGAAACAGUAUCUAUUUCGAGCAGCUAUUUGUCUGUUGUGUACUGAUACUGAUUUCAUUCCCAAGCUUCAGACUUACAUCGAUAUGUAUCCAGCUUUUGAAAAUAGCAGGGAAUACCAAUUGAUCGUAACUCUCAUGGAAAGUAUCUAUAAAGGAGAUGAAGAAUCAUUCACGGAAGCGAUCCGAAAAUUUGAUACAUCAUGCAGUCUCAGUCAGUGGCACGUCACAAUGCUGCUCAGAGUGAAGAAUCAAAGAAUGUGUAACCGCAUCGAUCUCAAAUAAAAUAGAAGAUGACUAUAUGAAUUAAAUAAUUCCCAAAGCUCGUCUUAAUUUAUUUUAUUCCAAAUAUACAGUCAGCUACAGAAUAUUGACAUUAACAUUUAAAGGCUAGUUUAGUAUGUGAAAAUUUGAAAUAAAGUGCAUAUAUAUACAUGUAGCCGGAAAUUGUACAAAACUGGUUUUAGCAAAC
This is a messenger RNA of Acanthoscelides obtectus, 1147 nucleotides long. NCBI's taxonomy places the organism in Eukaryota, Metazoa, Arthropoda, Insecta, Coleoptera, Chrysomelidae. The record is from the annotation of a GenBank genome assembly.